This is a messenger RNA of Tribolium madens (black flour beetle), 2205 nucleotides long. RefSeq names its product protein ST7 homolog. The record is from RefSeq and is a predicted model, not a curated record. Gene Ontology annotation, molecular function: protein binding. The transcript is spliced from 2 exons. NCBI's taxonomy places the organism in Eukaryota, Metazoa, Arthropoda, Insecta, Coleoptera, Tenebrionidae. Bases 458 to 1975 code for a protein of 505 amino acids.
CGGGCCCCAAUCUUAAGUCACAUUGUAAAUGGCACUAAUUAUUUCGACUUAUCUUUAGGUAACUAACUUAACAAUAAGGUGCUAAAAUAUUGUAAAAAUUUGCAAAAGUUUGACUAGUUUAUAGGUGUGUUGGUGCUCCUGAGUUGUCAUUAGAGUUACUCAGGCCCGUACUGGACUGAAUUCUUAUUGAAAAUAAUCGUGUUUAUAACACCAAAUAAUCAUUUUUUCGGUAACCAAUUAAUGUUUCCAAUAUUGUCAGCCCUGUCCUGUCCCCCUCGUGUUUUCAAAAUGUCAACCGUUUAACGUCACCAAACCAAAAUCCAUCAAAAUUCCAGUAAUUCUGCAUAAUUAUUAAUGGGCGCGUUGGGUGUAUGGUCCUGAGCCCCCAAAUCGCCGUUAUGAUAUAAAAAAUCGCACCGGAGUUAAGUGUUUGUCCGCCAUAACCUCACAUUUCACGAUGUGGGACUCCACAAUGUUCCUGAGCACUCUCACCCCGAAAUUCUACGUGGCAUUAACCGGAACCUCGUCUUUGAUUUCCGGUUUGAUCCUCAUUUUCGAAUGGUGGUAUUUCCGUAAGUACGGCACAAGUUUCAUCGAACAAAUUUCCCUCAAUCACAUCAGCCCCUGGAUCAGUGGCGUCGACAGUAACGAGAAUGGGGGCUCGAGUAACUCUAGUAGUUCGCAGAGUAGCGUUCCUGAGUGUAAAGUGUGGCGAAAUCCGCUGAAUUUGUACAGAGGGGCUGAAUACCAAAGAUUUUAUUGGGCGACGAAUAAGGAGCCCUUGACCUACUAUGAUAUGAAUUUGUCGGCUCAGGACCACCAGACGUUCUUCACGUGCGAGGCAGACGCAGGCAAAGCCGAGUAUGAGAUUAUGCAAACUGCAUGGCGGGAGAGGAACCCCAUGGUGAGGAUUAAAGCAGCACAUAAUGCCUUGGAGAAGAGUCCUGAGUGCGCCCCUGCGUACAUUUUGUUGGCCGAAGAAGAAGCAACGACGAUCACUGAAGCCGAGAAAAUCCUGAAACAGGCACUGAAAGUGGCAGAAACUAACUAUAGGAAAUCGCAAGCGCUGCAACAUCAAGGGAGUCUGAUGGAGGCACAGCACCGGCGUGACACCAACGUCCUAAUUUACAUAAAAAGGAGGUUGGCAAUGUGUGCGCGUCGUUUGGGCAAGUUGAAAGAGGCGGUGAAGAUGUUCCGUGAUUUAACCAAAGAAGUCCCUCCAAUAAUGAACGUUUUAAACAUUCACGAAAACUUGAUCGAGGCAUUACUCGAGAUGCAAGCCUACGCCGAUGUCCAGGCCGUGUUGGCGAAAUACGACGACAUCUCCUUGCCCAAAUCCGCGACGAUUUGCUACACGGCCGCCCUCCUCAAAGCCCGUCUAGUCGCCGACAAGUUCUCCCCGGACAUCGCCAGCAAACGGGGGCUAAACCCAGCGGAAAUGGCCGCCGUGGAGGCCAUCCACCGCGCCGUCGAAUUCAACCCCCAUGUGCCGAAAUACCUCCUCGAGAUGAAGCCCCUGAUUUUGCCCCCCGAGCAUGUGCUGAAGCGGGGCGAUUCGGAGGCCAUCGCCUACACGUUUUUCCACCUGGCGCAUUGGAAGGCCGUGGAUGGGGCGCUCAAUUUGCUGCAUUGCACGUGGGAGGGCACCUUUAGGAUGCUGCCGUACCCCCUCGAGCGCGGGCACCUCUUCUACCCCUACCCCACGUGCACGGAAUGCGCCGACCGCGAACUCUUGCCGGCCUUCCACGAGGUCUCAGUCUACCCCAAGAAGGAGUUGCCGUUUUUUAUUAUCUUUACAGCGGGGUUGUGUUCCUUCACGGCGCUGUUGACGCUCUUGACUCAUCAGUACCCCGAACCGAUGGGGGUUGUUGCCAAAGCGGUCCUCAGUUGGCUCUCUACUCCAGUCUAUUACGUCUAUGAGAAAAUUGAGAGUAUGUUGCCGGCGAAUUUGCUGCAACAGUUGUCGAGAAUUUAAUUCGAGACGAAUUUUGAACGUACUCUGUGUUAGGGUUAGGUUUUAAUAUCUAGGUAGCUGUUUUUUUAAAUUAUUUUCAAAGUGAUUAUAUUUUGUGUUAUUGAUUGUGAGCUUUUUUACGUCGGAUUUUAUUUAUUGUUUAUUUUUUCUUGUCACUGUUUGUCCGAACUUAUUAUUUAAGGGAAAUGUGAUUAUGCAAAUAAAUGACAUUGAGUGGCGUUUGAUUCCAA